Molecule: messenger RNA, 5122 nt
Organism: Symsagittifera roscoffensis
Lineage: Eukaryota; Metazoa; Xenacoelomorpha; Acoela; Convolutidae
Exons: 12
Coding region: 1321-5064 (1247 amino acids)
Source: RefSeq, a predicted model, not a curated record
UCGAGGUUGAAAUUAGUGCUGUGCAGCUUGACUUCAGAACGGUCUGUCAAUCUGUCUUUCUUGUUUUAUGUUUCUUGUCUUGUUUCCUUGUCUUGUAUGAAGGCUGGAAACAGCCAUGCGUUAACCUACCAUUGAUUUAUGCUCUCCGCAAGCACAUAUUUCACGUGGUCUUUCAAAUAAGGAACCUUUUUUCCCACUUUAAGACAAUCGAGUUCGAUUUUUCAGCUCGUAUGCACAAACGAACAUUCGUGCUCGCGUUAAUUCUUUUACCGCUGAUGGCUUAAAAAUACCAAUUUCGUUUUGUGCUAGAGGUAGGCUAGCUGUACCUUUCUGUAUUUGACUGAAAUUGUUCUAUCCUUUCUGCAUAAGGAAUGGAAAUUUCCUUUCUCCAACACAGUAUACCAUACCAUCUACCUAUACACUUUGAAUUUUUAUACCAACCAUACAAAAUGAUGGCGUGUCCGUAACUUGCUUAUAAAUUCCCCCUCUGCUCCCGCUUCGCUCUUAAGGCUGCGUAUGUUUUCCUCAACCCACUUGAAGUGUAUGUAACAAGGUAAUGCUAGCCCUUGUUUCAAAACUAACCCAAUCCCCGCCGUGUUUGCCCCUAUCCUUCUCCUAUACACCAAGUCUUUAAUCUCAAAUUGCGCAAAGGCUUUUUACUUACAAUACAUCACAAAAUUAAGGUAGAAACCACUGCGCCUCGGGUAGCAGAAGAAUUAUCAAAAUUUCGGGCAUUACCGCAAAUAUCGCCAUGAGUUCCUGACAGUUUCAUUACCCCGAGGACAUUUAACGUUUUUAAUUCCACUCCUACAUGGAUACAUUGUCUUAGAUCAUAUUUAUAUCGUAUUCACUAAUACAGUAAUAUCCCUGGUGUGCUUGCUUCUUAUUUAAUCAGCUACGCGUGACAAUAUCUAUCUAUCAGUAGCCAAAAAUACUUGCAAUAGUCUUUGAAAAACGGCACCGUAGCAAUAGUGCUGUUCUGUAGUUCAAAGAACACGACCAGAUGUAUGCGAAAUUCGAUCAUGCACCAUGGAUUCAAAUUACAAUCGCAGGCUAGUUUCCGAAAUCUUGUUUCAACUGCCUUGAGGGACCAUUUAACAGGCUUCGAAGAGUAUAAAAUGUGACCCGAGAAGAAGCUAAUUUGAAUUUGAAGUAUGUCACAAUUUCUAGUUGCACCAUAUUCAAAUUGAUCAAGAAGAACGGACGUGCAAUUUGCAUAAUCCCCGUAUGAGCAAAUUACGAAAACAACAGUGGAAAUCAGAUCACCAACAACUGAAUAGAUAUUAUAACUGGAUUAUAACCCACUGAACAAUAACAACAAUGGACGCGUUUUGGCGGGGAGGGGGCAGGCCUCUUAUUAAGCGACAAACAAGUGUAGUCGACACCGAAAAUGAAUCUCAUGGAAACAAUAACAACAACAAUCGAAGCAGUUCGGCUUCUCGGGUUUCGAGUCGUAACAUCAACGAUUCGAUGUCGGCGAGUGACACUCCGAGAUCGCCAGAUAUUGUAAAUUUGGGCUCGGAACAUUCGGACGAGUCGUGUAAUGGAGACGUUUUGUCUGCUAAAAUGGGGGAAAGUGUGGAUAAUUUGUCGAUUGGGGGAGUGGGGUCUUCGAAUCGUCUAGGCAUCGACAGUGUGAGAGAGCCCAAUAGUUCAGCUAGCUCCGUGUCUGAUGACGCUGGAGGCGCCACCACGCCAUCUCAUCACCUUCCUCGGAUCAGACCCGAGGAGGCCGAGAAACACUUUGAGGCACUAGACACGAUUCUAUGUCCCCUCCUAUCCUCAUACAGUGCAAACGACUCACAAAUGUCCAAAUGCUCAAUUAGACGAAAGUUCUAUACACAGACCUACAUGCAUUACCCACAUAGUAUAUCUCUAGGAAAGAGUUACGGUGAUUUAGCCCGGGCUCUGAGGACCCGCGAGGUGAUCCAGUUGACCCGUGAUUACGUUAUGAGGAUAGGCCAAGUGCAGUCGUUUAUCUACACAUUGCAGAGAUUGGCAAUUGAAGAGCACUGUCUGUUGUUGCAGAAACGAAAAACCGGUCAGCGAGUUUCCGCGGACGACAGUCGUGUGGACUGUGUGGUGGCCAUCUGUGACGACAUGAGGGGUCACGUGGCCCACUGGACCAGUCUCACCAACAAACUACUCCUCUCACACUCCAUCAAGUGUUACAGAUGGCGUAUCCUACAGAAGCUACAGGGUGUACGGAAACAGUUGCACUACCACAUGCAAGUUGCUCUGUGGUGGUUGGCUCAUCUCAUCAACAGCUGCAUACACGUAUUUGCCAUCACUCCUUUCCAUCAGAUUCCAGACGCAAUUCUCUGGAACAUCACGAGAGGAGUGGAAGAGUUCGGAAUCAUUCUGGAUCUGGCCAAGUCCAGAGGCCUGUUGAAACAACUCCACGCUAUGGGCUGGUGCAAUCUGCCUAUAUUCAACCCUCAAACUAGCGAUUGUAGUUUGCCAAUUCUUUCUAUCACUAACAGACCGAGUCUUGCCAAGUUGCUGAACGAGAUAUCAAAGUCAAGGUCAACCCUGGUAGCUGAACUAGUUUAUGAAAUUUUCUCAUCUAACGACACUAUUGUCGAGCUAAUUAACUUGGAUAAACAGUCCGAUUACAAAUGGUCAUUGCUACAAGGAAAAACGGAAGGUGAUAAUAAUGAGGAUCUGAAAGAUGGUAUCACGAUUCAUUUAAUUCAGAAACACGUUUCUUCUUUGCUGCAAUAUGUUAACUUGGAGGAAAGUUUUGCUACACAAAUCCUAACUUCCCUGUCUACGAAUACAAACAUGUUGCGUAAAACUAAUUUGAGAGCGGGCGGCGCAGCAACAGGUGCGGGAGGCUACGUCUCACCUCGGAACUCUUCGGCCCAGGACGUCGUGGCGCAGUUGUCACGGCUCAAGAACCGUCGAAGUAGUGAAGCGUCGCAUUACUUUCAAGAAUCCUCGUUUUCAAUUGAUAUCUACAAGCCAAAACUGAAAAACGUCUCUAAUAAUCAAUCGUCAGAUAUCCCACAUACGUCAUCAGAACCAAAUGCCACUAAGCAACAUACACCUUUGAAGUCCUCGACUUCGGAAGUCCAUCAUAAUUCUUCUCAAAACGAGGGAACUUCGCCCGGAGGAUCGGCUCAAGUGUCGGCCCGAAAACCGAGAAAGAGUGUCAAAUGGAACGACUCGGCUACAUCGAGUACCGUGAACCACUUCAAGACUCGGUAUUUGAAUUUACUUUGGAUGCAUCUAAAGGAGACUUUGAGUCGUAAGUUCCGAGAGCCUAAUUGGACUACUGUAGAGUCGUCUCGUUUCUGCCUCGGUGAUGUCAGACUUCUCUCGACUACUGCAAUCAUGUUCGUGAGCAAGUCGCUGCACCAUCUAUCCAACGACGAUGGUUUCGGAGACCCCUUGCGGAAUGUUAUUCAACACAUAUCCAAGAGUAUUCACUGCAUCGCUGUCAAUAUCUUCACAGAGCAAGAAUUCAGAAGAAUGUUGGUAUCCACCCUGAGUGAUCGGUCUAUCUUGACGGGGCUGGGGACAGGAGACUCAGUGGCUCAGCUGGAAGAGGUCAGUUCCCCCACCAAACUGGUCAUCGGUGCCCUCAGAUCCAGUAUAUCUCUAGCUGAGUGCACGACGAGGGAGCAGAGUGCAGACACCGCUGACCUCACAGGCGUGAACGACAGUGGUAGAAUUGGGAUGUCUUUGUGGAACUGUCAGCUAUGUGUGAACUGCAGCAGCGUGUUGCCUGGUAACCUGGUCCAGUGCUGCACGCUCAUUGGCUCAUACUCUGCCUGGUUCUCCUCCCAAAUCAGCCAAUCAACCCUCAACUGGAACGUGCAAUCAUACAUCAAUCUUGCCCACAUUGACCUUAUUAUGGUGAAAGAGUUAGUGGCCCGGCACCUAAUCGCAAUCGAGACUCUGAUGAGCAGCCAGGGUUCGAAUAUUCCUCUCUCUUCUCCUAUCGGUAGCAACCCCAACAACCCCCGGCAGCACCACGCGUCCCCAUCCCUCCCCAACUCGCUCUCGCUCAUCCCCCUCCACAUCACGGCCACGCAGCUGAAACAGAUCCAACAAGGGUUGCAUUUGCUGACAGCGGAGUCUGAGAAGUUGUGGCUUGAACAGUGUGAAGUAGUUUGCAAAGCACACUGGCAGAAGAGUUUCCCAUUGCACAAAGUGUGGAAGACCAGAGGAUCAGGUGCAAUUGGGAGUACUAAACCUCAAGAGUAUGCCCAGAGGGCCAUAGUGAGUAUAGUGGAGCCAGUGGCCAGGGCAGCUGCCCCUCUGAGAGUGAACUCACAGGUGAGGAUUGUGGGGUCUGUGCUCAGGACUCUCUUCCACACCUGGAUGGACUACAUUCUACAGAAUAGAGUCCGAUUUACAGUUGUUGGCGCGUACCAGUUAAGUGUAGACUUCGAUUGUAUCCAAAAAUGGAUCAGCUGCAACUUCUGCCAAUUGGACCCAGAGACAGUUGCCCAGUUGGGCCUGCUGCACAUAUUCCGCGAGGCGUCAGCUGUGAUUGCCAUCCUGCAGGACGAGCAGCCGACAUCAUCAUCUAGCAUACCGCCGUCUUCUCCACAACGACAUUCCCAGAUUACAGACGUGAAAACAAAAAGCGCCAACUCGCUUCUUGACGUGAUAGAUCCGUCUCGAGAUCAGGUAGUUUCGGAUAAAGAAGGGCGAAACAGCAGUGGAACAGCCUCGGCGCCCAUUUUACGAGAGUGGGAUACGAACCGCAUUCCUUCACUCGACAAACGACGGAAACUUUUGUCGGGUUCCGAGUACUCAGAAGUGUCAGCCAAUCAGAAACCAGCAGUACCAUUCGGCAAUUUCUUCGCGACAAAUAGCGACGCUGAGAGCAGUUCGAAUUCAGUUUGCGGCGCUCGCAAAAAUUCGAGCUCACAUCAAAGUGAUAUUUCGUGCAGUUCGACGUCAGCCUUUCGGAUACCCGGCGACUCGGGUCGUUCGGGUUUUGUUCACGUGAACCGAGCCGACGAAUGGGAGUCAUUGAGAGCAGGGAGUUCGCUGUGUCCUAUGUCAUUUGGAAUAGUUCCUUUUCUAUGUACCGACACUGAAAAUUAGACGAUGAAUUAUUGUGAAUACCUUAAUUUGUUUUGAUUUGAGUUUGUAAAAAUAAUAU